Setaria italica (foxtail millet) is the source of this 522-nucleotide messenger RNA. RefSeq names its product cysteine proteinase inhibitor 8. Bases 62 to 412 code for a protein of 116 amino acids. Lineage: Eukaryota; Viridiplantae; Streptophyta; Magnoliopsida; Poales; Poaceae. The record is from RefSeq and is a predicted model, not a curated record. Gene Ontology annotation, molecular function: cysteine-type endopeptidase inhibitor activity. The transcript has a single exon.
CCUCCGUCUCAAACUGAAAACCCAACUGGAUCCAAGCCUGCCUGAAACCUCACGAAAAUCAAUGAGGACCUGCAGCCUCCUCGUCGCCAUUGCCGCCGCCAUUGCCGCCGCGGCCACCACCCCCGUCACGGCGACCCUACAUGGGGGUUGGGGAGUUAUCCCCGACGUCGAGGACGCUCACGUCCAGGAGAUCGGCGCGUGGGCGGUGGCGGAGCACGUGAAGCGCGCCAACGACGGGCUCAGGUUCGGCAAGGUGGUGAGCGGCGAGGAGCAGGUCGUGUCCGGCGCGAACUACCGGCUGGACAUCGUCGCUGUGAACCUCGCCGGACAGAACGCCACGUACAACGCCGUCGUGUCCGAGCAGAUCUGGACCAACACGCGCAAGCUCCUCUCCUUCGACCGGGUCAAGUGAGCGAGUGACAAUCCGUAAUUUUAGCAUGGAGAGAUUAGGUUGUGUUGAUCCAGAAUUUUGGAUGUAAUAAGAGAUAGCGACCGUGCUAUCCGGGUUUUAUGGGACACCUU